Rotaria sp. Silwood1 is the source of this 630-nucleotide messenger RNA. The record is from the annotation of a GenBank genome assembly. NCBI's taxonomy places the organism in Eukaryota, Metazoa, Rotifera, Eurotatoria, Philodinida, Philodinidae.
AUGUCUUUAUCGUCGAAAGAUAUUAAUCUCAUUUUAAAUUUUCUUAAUGAAGAUACAUGUGGUUCAUCUUUAACAUUUGAACAAAUUUCAGCACAAUUUCAACAUAAUAUAUCGAAAUCUGAUUAUUUACGAGUUGGAAAUGCUCUUGUACUUUUAUUACAAAAUCGUGAUUUAAUUCCAACACCACAACAACGUUUAAUUAUACUUUUUCUUUUUAAUGAUAUGUAUAAAAGUGAACAACAAUCAAUACAUAUGAAUCCAUUUGCACCAGUAUUUAUAUCAAUUUUACAAAAUAAUAAUGGAGAAAAUUUAUCAACACAAAAACAUUUUCAUUGGUUUAUAUCACCUGUAACACAACAUGAACGUUGGUUUGUUAAGACAUUAAUUAAUAAUAAUAAUAAAGAUUUGAUUAAAAAAACACCAAAUCAAAUAUUACAAACAGGUUUAUCAACAACUAAAGAUGAAAAUGGAACAGAAGAACUAAAAGAAAAAAUACAAGAACGUUUACGACAAUUACCUGUGCUUGUUCAAUGUCAUUUACCAGCUGUUAUUGAUGAUCCAGAAGUUAAUUAUGUAUGUCAUUCAUUUCUUUUUUUCAUCAAAAUCAUUCAAGUGAAAUCAUUUGCUUAA